Messenger RNA from Helobdella robusta, 693 nucleotides. RefSeq lists its product as hypothetical. Bases 1 to 693 code for a protein of 230 amino acids. Gene Ontology annotation, biological process: lipid biosynthetic process; protein N-linked glycosylation. The transcript has 7 exons. Lineage: Eukaryota; Metazoa; Annelida; Clitellata; Rhynchobdellida; Glossiphoniidae. Gene Ontology annotation, molecular function: dolichyldiphosphatase activity. Gene Ontology annotation, cellular component: endoplasmic reticulum membrane; intracellular membrane-bounded organelle. The record is from RefSeq and is a predicted model, not a curated record.
AUGACAAUUGACACUCCAAACAUUAAAUGGAAGUCAAUUUCAUUAACUCAUGUUGAAUAUCCUGAAGGUGAUUUGGUUGGUCUGGGGUUGGCCUGGUGCUCCCUGCUGCCAAUAUUUAUCCUGGUCUCAUGUGGAACAUUGAUUGCCUUCAGAAGAGACUUACAUACAAUAUUCUUUCUGAUUGGAUUGGUUGUAGAUGAAGGCUUGAAUUUUGUAUUAAAAUCAAUCAUCCAAGAGUACAGACCUAUGUCCAGAUCGGUAAUCUUCACAGAGUAUGGAAUGCCAUCUAGCCAUGCUCAGUUUAUGUCGUUCUUUGCAGUUUACAUGGUUCUAUUUCUUUGUAUUAGAGUUCAUCACAAUUCUCCAACGGGUAUCAUCUGGAAACAUCUAUCCUGCAUAGGUGUGCUAAUUGCUGCCUUGCUCGUUUGCUAUAGCAGAGUUUACCUGCUAUACCACACAAUUGAUCAAGUUACAUGGGGUAUUGUUGCUGGCUCGGUUAUGGGUUCCAUUUGGUUCCUCAAUGUCCAUUUCAUAUUUUCUAACUAUUUUCCACUCAUUGCCUCAUGGUGUAUUAGUGAAUAUUUCAUGGUUAGAGACCUCACUCCAAUACCGAAUGUCCUUUGGUUUGAGUACUGCUCAUACAGAGCUGAAGCUAAAUCAAGGCAAAGAAUGAUAAAUAAUAAGAAGUUAUGA